UAACAUCCACGCAAAGCAAACGUUGGAUUUUCCGGUUUUCUGUCUACUGGCGACUAACGUCCCUAUAUAUCUAUAAAAUCAAAUGCCUGCCAACUUCCAGUGCAAUAGUGAGCCCCGAGUUCAACUAACAAAAUCAAGAUUUCUUAUUUUUGCAAGAUGUCAGUGCAUCUGAGAUCCACUGUGAGAAGAGCUCUGCUGCUGGCUAACAGAGCAGGUAAUGGACCGAUCGCCAUUACCGGACAGAGAGCUGCUUUGGGCAAUGCCUCAGCUAUGGGAAGCGCCGCCGCAUCACCAAAUCCGAAACCUUCCAUUCGAACCAAUGUGUAUGAAAACAACAUUGUCACUUCCCCUUACGCUGAUUGCGAAUUUCACGACAUGACGCUGACGCAAAAGUUCUUUGAAAGCGCCGUUCGUUGGCCGGACAAAAUUGCAUUGGAAUGUGGCAUUUCCGGACGUCGGUACACAUACAAUACAAUGAGUCAGGCGGUCCGCCGCUUCGGCAGUGCUUUAACGCGUAUGGGAUUCAUUCAAGGUGAAGUUAUGGGUAUAAUCGCUCCCAACCUUCCUGAAUUUCCUAUCGCCAUGUUUGGAGCCGCUGGUGCCGGUAUGCCCGUCGCUCUCGUUAACCCUACCUACACUGCAGAUGAGAUUGCUCGACAGAUGACACUUGUCGAAGCGACGUGUUUAUUCGGAGUGUCCGAGAUGGCGGAAACAUUGAAAGCAGUGGCUCAACUGUGUCCCACUGUCCGGCGAAUUGUUUUGUUGGGUCCAAGCCAAGACGGAUGUGCUUCCUAUCAAGACAUGAUGCAAGACUCUGGUGACCUCUUCAACGACAACAUCAAAAUCGAUAUCGAUAACGACAUCUUCAUUCUGCCUCAUUCAAGUGGCACUUCUGGAUUGCCGAAGAAUGUGAUGCUAACUCAUUCGACUGUCGGCAAAAAUGUUCAGCAAUAUUUACAUCCCGAAGGCACCAAUAACCGACCAGCCACAGAUACCCAUCAGGAAACGUACAUCGGCUUCCUUCCGUUCUUCCAUUCCUACGGAAUGCUCGGACUGAUGUUAUCCGCCGUUGAAAGCGGUGCAAAGUUGGUGACGCUUCCGCGUUUCGAUGUACCCAGUUUCCUGAAAGCUAUUGAUGAUCAUCAGCCGACGUACUUGCAUUUGGUGCCACCGUUGGUUUCUCUUAUGACUAACCUUCCGGAAAUGAAAGCGGAAUCUUACAGUAGAGUUCACACCAUUUUCUGUGGAGCGGCUCCACUUGGGGCUCCAGCAAUUAUGAAACUUCUCGAAAGAUUCAAACAACCUGUAAGCUUUCAAGAAGCAUACGGACUGACUGAGAUGUCGCCUGGAGUCAUGAUGAGUCCACUGGGCAAUAAGAAACUCGGUUCUUGCGGUUCACUUUUUUCACGAACCAAGGCUAAGGUUGUCGACCUGGAAACCGGCCAAAGAACAUUAGGGCCUCACGAAGAUGGGGAACUCUACGUGACUGGACCACAGGUCAUGAAAGGAUACCUCAAAAACCAGCAAGCCACUGACGAAAUGAUUGGCUCUGACGGAUGGCUCCGCACAGGUGACAUCGGCCAUUACGACGAAGAUGGUCAUUUCUUCAUCGUCGAUCGUCUGAAGGAGUUGAUCAAAGUCAAAGGCUUCCAGGUUGCCCCGGCCGAGUUAGAAGAAGUGCUUACCACCCAUCCGGCCAUCAAGGAAGCAGCCGUGAUCGGCAUCCCAGACGAAAGAGUUGGCGAACUGCCUCGUGCAUACGUCGUCAAGAAACCUGGAAUGGAAUCAGUCAGCGAAUGCGAUAUCAAUGCAUUCGUCAACGCCAAAGUGUCGGCCCACAAACAAAUCAAAGGAGGCAUCCAGUUUUGCGAUUCUGUUCCCAGAAGUAACAUUGGCAAAAUCCUGCGCAGAGAAUUACGAGUUCAAUAUGCCAAUAGCUGCAAGUAAAACGGUUCCCUAUACGCUUUUAAAUUGUACACAAUAACUCUACCGCUACAUAUUACCUGUAAACGCGCAUUUUGUGGGCUACAUUGAGCAGCAAUAUCCGUCUGUUCAAAACUCACAUGAAAUCAAUUAUUCUCAUUCAAACAUGCCUUCGUUUUUAUAUACAACGGUCAUUAAUUUUAAAGGGUUUGUUGUGCUACAUUACUCAUCCAUAUUAUUACAUCUAUAUAAUUACUCCAUUUUAUUGUUUUAUGUGAUUCUGUGUAAAUACAACGAUAUGAAAUUCAA
Molecule: messenger RNA, 2232 nt
Organism: Daphnia magna
Lineage: Eukaryota; Metazoa; Arthropoda; Branchiopoda; Diplostraca; Daphniidae
Product: probable 4-coumarate--CoA ligase 3
Exons: 10
Coding region: 157-1947 (596 amino acids)
Molecular function (GO): CoA-ligase activity
Source: RefSeq, a predicted model, not a curated record